Molecule: messenger RNA, 3826 nt
Organism: Pomacea canaliculata
Lineage: Eukaryota; Metazoa; Mollusca; Gastropoda; Architaenioglossa; Ampullariidae
Exons: 10
Coding region: 442-1500 (352 amino acids)
Source: RefSeq, a predicted model, not a curated record
AAUCGGAGAUCAGAGCAGGUAUAAAAAAAUACCCAAGUAUAAAUGAUGUUUAAUUUACCUUUGAACUUUAUUUAAAUCUGACGCCGAGAUUAAACGGACAUUAAGACUUUUGUAGUGGAAUUAUUUUCAGAAUGGAACUUGCCGCAGCAUAGAAGCAAUGUGAGACCGCCGCCUCCACAUUUUUAUCAUCACUGAUACGUGGCCUCAACAACAAGGCGACGAGAAUGUGACACGUGGACUACUCGCCGAAACAGAAAGGAGAAUCCAGACAACAAGUGCCUGAGGAGGCUGUUCCGGAUCUCAUACAAAGAACACAAGACCAGUGACUUUGUAUGAACCAAGAUUGCCACACUCGUAGAACGUGUGUGUGCGUGUGUGCGUGCGUGUGUGUGUGUGUGGUCGCAUGCGAGUGCUGUCCUCCUUGUGUCACGCCGUGGCCAUAUGAAGCACGCGACAGGAAGCGGUGGUGGAGUCAGAAGCAGGAUGGCCAAGAAGUGGCUGCCACAGAGUCGCUGGCCCUACGACCUCGUCCUUCUGGUCUUGUUUUGUGGGGUCACAGGGUCAUGCCCUCUUGGAGAAAGGAUGCUGCUGAUGACAUGUCUAGAACCAUUGCGUUAUCUGCAGGACAAUCACAACUAUCCAUCUCAAAAGGCAUGCAACCUCACCAUCAAUUUAAUACACUGUGUGGAGCAGCGUCUGUUUCGUUGUCAUGGUUCUGUGGAGGUCCACGAUGCCCUCAACAUUGCGGACAGUCUGAAGGCCGAGUACUGUAACGUGGAAGCUUCGGAGAAAAGAUCUACACCAACAACAGUUGCAACAACCGUCACUACCGUCAUCCCCCAAACUACCAUUACCUUGACUACCAGGCCCUCCGUGGCAGACGAGGACGACAGUGAGAUUGACCACAAGUUUCAGCUCUGUCGGGACAAGUUCACGAAGCAUGAACCCAAGACUUUGGAGGAGGGCUGUAGACUUGCUGAAGCCUUUCUGGACUGCGGCUACGCGGUGCUUCAAGCGUACAAAGUCUCUCUGGACACGCUCUACUUACAUGCUGAGCUGCUAAGGAACAGCGCCAUCUACUGGGAGUACUGUGGCGAUGACAGGUCCAGUGUGCUUGCCAUCAGAAAUGCUAAAAAGGAAAGGUGUCAGACGCACGUGAUUCAACACCUUAAAGACUGUCUCGUGGGCACAAAACACAUGAUGAAGGCAAUGAGAAACCAUUCUGCAGCUUGGUGCCCAGUUACAUCCCUUGCAUCGCGCCGGUGGUCAAUAAGUGUUCGCACGUUCGGCAGUUCGAUCGGGUGGAAGAUUUUCUCAUGGACUCCUUGGACCUCCAGCGACUACACUGCCUCUCACCCCCACCCAUUUUCAGCGAGGCGGAGGCUGGAACUAACCCGUUGCCCGAAUCAUCAGUAUCUGCUAGAAAAGGCCAUGAACAGUCUGGAGAAGACCCUUUACAUGCCUCUGGUUUUUCAAAGACAGAGAACUCUGUGCCUUUGAACAAGCAGCAUGCGUUAAACCAGUUGAAAAAUCCAUCUCAGGAAGCAGCGGCUAGCUUUAGCUCGACCAGUGACUUCAGAAAAAGUAGGUCCAGAUGGAAAGAUGGUCGCCGAAACCGAGCGCUUCUGAACUUCCGGAAUCCAGGGACUCUGAUGGCGAUGACCUAACACGCACGGGCUCCGGAAGUGAGGAAACAGGAGAAGAAGGCCUGACCGAAAUGCAGGAGGAACUGUCAAGUGGUGAAGCAAAACUCAGCAGCAGUGAACAGCACGAAGGAACCGAACCGGAUAGCAGUUUGCUGGAAGACGACCCAAGCGGGUCCGGCGCCUCGUGGCAACAAGAGGUCAAAGUUGACAGCGUCACCACUGUGUACCGGACGCCAAGGCAGCCAGAAGGUCUGGCAAAAACUUCAAAGACUAAAAAAAUUGAAAAACACUCUUCAAGAUCUGUAAGUUUGAAACAAGCGACACUGAAGAAAUAAACACAGACGCUGAAAAAUUAGCUUCUGGUUAUUCGACCCUGGAGACAAAGAAGUCUAAUAUCAGGAACAAGAAGAAUAAAGAAAAUUUACUUCCAAAGAAAAACAAAAAGGCUUCAUCCACCACAAGUCUCAGUGUCAACACCACGAGAUUGUCAGACAAUCAAGAAAAUCAAACUGUUGUUGAUUAUGAAACGCAAAAUAAAGAAAAGGUUGGUAUCUAUGCAAAAGGAAACCAGCCGCUUGAUGAAGAAAGUGGUAAGACAUAUGUAGAGGUAUCUUUACUUUCACCAAGUAGCACUACUGUUAGAAGCAAUACUGAAGACAAAUAUAUUCCAGAGACAACAAUAUGGAGUCUCUCAAACAUCACACCUUAUUACACCAAAGAAGCCGGUGAGGACCAGGAUGCAAAUAGCAACCAUUACAGAGGUGAGGAGAAUGAAGAGAAUGUUUAUCCAACAGAAACUCAAUCGCCUCUAAAAAAGACUAAAAGCCAGAAAAAAUCAAGUAGAACAUCUGACCAGUCUUCUCCAGCUUCUUAUAAACCUUCAACAAAUGGAAUCCAGAAGAAGAGCGAAGUUACAGAAACAACAUUGUCAAUAAAUAACCGUGUCAACGAGCCAGCAACAGAGCAAGAAGCUGACAGUCAUCUAAAAGAGGAAACUGAUAGCACUUCAUACUAUUACGAAAAUGUCGAGGAUGCCCAGGAAGAGGAGGAGAGAGAAGAAGCUAAUCUGUUUCCAAACGAACUCGGAGAAUGGUCGACCCUCCAGCCCUGGGGCUCCGGGUGUUCGAAACCCUUCUACGGCAGUCAGUUCUGCACGUCCAUCAUCAUGACAACGCAGCUUGGCCACCGUGACAGCGAGUGCAGGGGCUUAAGGUCUUACGUGAGCUGUCUGCGAGCGCUGAUGGACGCCUGUGAAAUUUUCCAUUAUUUGAGACAAUACCAGGCACCAUCAAACACAUUAUGAUCAACUACAGAAAGAAGUGCAUGAAUUAAGGCUACAACCUGAUGACCGUAGAAGUCCAUGUUGGGAAGUACCUCUUGAAAAGAGAUGAUAGAUAUUUAAUCGUUAAGUGGUCUUAACAAAGAAGAAUGGCAAGAAAUGAACAAAGGACAAGUUUUGUAUAUUUCCUUUCAUUAUUAAUUCUUCUCUCUUUCUCUAAAGAUGAAGGCUGGUUGUGAUAUCUCAUUAUGGCUAAUGUAAAAUCGAGUUGUUUACUUCACAGGAUAAACAUGUAACUUGAGAAAAGAAAACAACAAACUAAUGUUAGAACCAAUGUACAGGGUGCGAAGAUGCAAUAAAGAAAACAGGAUCAAGAUUAUAAAAUUACUCUGUCCAUUUAAAAGAGGGUUACGAUUUUUUUCUCAUGUGUACAUGACAUAACACGUUUUUUUCCAUUGAUAUGCCUGUAUAAUAGUUUUAUUGUCUUCUUCAUAACAUUACCUUUCCACUAUGUAGCUAGUAGAACAGUUUUUUUCAGUGCACAAGUGACUCAUAAACAUUUCUUCUCUAACAUCUCUUUUAAGGUCACUCUUCUUUCUCUCCCCUUUUACCUGGCUCAAUAGUCAUGUCACUUUUUGUCAUACCAACCUUUUUCUAUCCCUUUAGUUCAUUUGUCAUAUUUUAACCCAAAGCCUUCAUUUUGUAACAUCAUCGUUGUUAUUAUCAUCAUCACUGACCUCGUUUGCUAAAGAAUAAUGACCAUCAACCGUGUCAUAGCAUCAUUUUCUUAUUUAUCUUCUCAUGAGAAACCAUCAUUAUUGUCAACUUUCUGUACGAUUGUGGUUAACGGUUUUAACAAAGAUACUGAAAAAAUGAUGUCAAUAAACAAUAUGCAGACAAG